GACCGCCGGAGGACUAGGAACCCGGAUGUGUCUGCGAAGAUCCGGCUUGUCGGCGGGAUCAUGACGGGUAACGUGGCCCCGGACCCCCAGGGCCCCCCCGCGGGACAGGAAGGCGCCCAGUUCUUCCUCCAAGCAGUAAAUUCAUUGUUCUCAGACUAUGGCUGGUACAUCCUCUUCGCUCUUAUUGCCGUUUAUCUGCUCGUACAAAAACUCUCCAAAAAUCUUCAAGGCACUAAAGGAUCCAGUGUGCCCAUAACAGCUAUAGAACCAGACGAUGUGGUUAAAAGACAAGAAGCUCUCCUAGCUGCCCGAAUGAAGAUGCAGGAACAAUUGAAUGCCCAAGCAGAGAAGUUCAAGGAAAAACAGAAAAUGCUCGAAGAGGAGAAGAGAAAGCAAAAGAUAGCCAUGUGGGAAAGCAUGCAGGAAGGGAAAAGCUACAAGGCGACUCUCCAACACAACCAGGAACCCACGCCUGAAGCCUCCACAUCGACAACUGUUGUAAAGCCAAAACCCAACAAAAAGCCCUUACGAGGGGAGGGUUAUAACCCCUUGUCUGGAGAAGGUGGUGGGACUUGUUCGUGGAGACCAGGACGCAAAGGCCCUUCCUCGGGUGGAUGAGGCUAAUUCUCCCGGUGUCUUCCUUGGACACCGGAGGGCAUUAACUCUACCUCGCAACCAGUGGCUGUCUGUGGGUUGCUUGCUG
Thamnophis elegans (Western terrestrial garter snake) is the source of this 703-nucleotide messenger RNA. It is a transcript of the gene SELENOS, whose product is annotated as selenoprotein S. Gene Ontology annotation, cellular component: Derlin-1-VIMP complex; endoplasmic reticulum membrane; Derlin-1 retrotranslocation complex. Gene Ontology annotation, biological process: retrograde protein transport, ER to cytosol; endoplasmic reticulum unfolded protein response. Lineage: Eukaryota; Metazoa; Chordata; Lepidosauria; Squamata; Natricidae. The record is from RefSeq and is a predicted model, not a curated record. The coding region runs from base 61 to 618 and encodes 185 amino acids. The transcript has 6 exons.